GGAAGAUCUUAAAUUAUUGGUCUACGUUUUUGAUGCAGAGGGUGAAAGUGAAACCGAGUAGUCCUCGAUGGAGAAGAGGGCGAGAGGAUAUCUACGAGUAACCCAACAAGAUUCCGAGCGGAUCGCCCUCCUCAACAUCCCUCGACCUCAAGCCUUCUACUGUUUCUACACAGAGUUCAACCUCAGAGGCAUACGGGUCGACCGAUUCCAACCCGGCUCCGUCACUUGCUCUUUCACAGUACCCCUUCGCCUUACUGAUAGGAAUGGAUAUCUUGCAGUGGGUGCAAUUGCGGGUUUAGUAGAUGUGAUUGGUGCGACUUUGGUGUAUAACAAGGAUGAAUCUCUUAAUGUUUCUUCCGAUAUGUCGAUUUCUUACCUUUCUAUGGCCAAGUUGAAUGAUGAGAUGGAGAUUAGCGGAAAGCUUCUGGGUAGAAAAGGGGGAUACCGAGGAACUCUUAUCAUUUUUAAAAAGAAAGCAACCGGAGAGAUGAUUGCCGAAGGACGGCAUUCAUUGUUUUGUAAACCAACUAGCAAAAUCUGAAAUAAGAUUGCUCUCCUGAUUAUAUAAGAAGGUCUGAAUUCACAAAUGAGGUCUUCUGUUCAGUUAUAUUCAAAUCUCGGUAUCACCUUUUUUGGUCUUUGAUAUUGUGAUCUACGAUUUCGCAUAUUAGUUGUGGGACCCAUUGGGGUUCGCUUCAAGAACUUGUUUUGGUGUUUGAUGUUUAUCUUUUUUGAAUGAAGAUGAAACCUUUGAGUGGUUGGAAGGUGUAUGAUAUAAUUUGUGUAAUAAUAUUUAAUAUAUUAUUUAUUUGUAACAAAUUUAAAUUGACCUCCCC
This is a messenger RNA of Lactuca saligna, 836 nucleotides long. The record is from the annotation of a GenBank genome assembly. NCBI's taxonomy places the organism in Eukaryota, Viridiplantae, Streptophyta, Magnoliopsida, Asterales, Asteraceae.